Molecule: messenger RNA, 1109 nt
Organism: Spea bombifrons (plains spadefoot toad)
Lineage: Eukaryota; Metazoa; Chordata; Amphibia; Anura; Pelobatidae
Gene: TNFAIP8L3
Product: TNF alpha induced protein 8 like 3
Exons: 2
Coding region: 98-706 (202 amino acids)
Biological process (GO): regulation of apoptotic process
Cellular component (GO): cytoplasm
Source: RefSeq, a predicted model, not a curated record
GCCGCACAGUUUACCCGGAGCCAGAGGCGGCGGAGCUCGGCAGCGAGCGGGGCGCAUUCCGGGGAGUGACCUGCACGCAGAAGCCGGAUCCCCCACCAUGGACACGGACUCCGGGGACCUCAGCGAGGGGGAGCUCUCCCCAGGGCCUGAGUUAUUUAGCUCAAAGAGCUUUGCAGUUCAAGCCCAGAAGAAAAUCCUGAGCAAGAUGGCGACAAAGACUAUGGCAAACAUGCUUAUUGAUGAUACAAGCAGUGAAAUAUUUGACGAGCUGUUCAAGGCGACCAAGGAGCAUGUAAAGAACAAAAAAGAGGCGCAUAAAAUUCUUAAGGAUGUUAUAAAGGUGGCUGUGAAAGUUGGCAUUUUGUACAGGAACAACCAGUUCAGUCCAGAAGAGCUGGAAAUUGUGGAGAAAUUCAGAAAAAAGCUGAACCAGACCGCAAUGACGGCUGUGAGUUUCUAUGAAGUCGAGUACACAUUUGAUAAAAAUGUGCUCUCUGGACUCCUUCACGAUUGUAAAACUCUUCUUCACGAGUUAGUGCAGCGCCACCUCACACCAAAAUCUCACAGCCGAAUCAACAGGGUCUUCAAUCAUUUUGCCGACAUGGAAUUCCUUACAGCACUUUACAGUGUUGAUGGGACCUGCAGGCCAUAUCUCAAAAGGAUAUGCGAGGGGGUAAAUAAACUGCUGGAUCAAAGGGUCCUUUAAAACAUUGCCUUCAAGACUUUCAUGAUCUGGGUAAUUUUAUUGGCAUUCUCGGUGGCCAGAUAGCACAGCAGAUGUCUGUAUAGGAUGCAUUGUUUGAAUGCUUUUUUGCAUUUGGAUUUUCAUGUAUGCAUUGAAUGGGCAUUCAUCCGCAACCAUUACGUUGUUACCUUAAAUAAGGAGAUAUGGAACAAAAAAUGUAUCAUCAAUAACUGAAAUGGUAUAAAAUACGGGACCACUGUUAAACGCAUUAUGAAAAAAAUACCUUGAUGUUUGUUAGUGGACAGUAUUUGACUUAUUUAUUUAAAUCAAUGGCUUCACAAGUUGCUCAGUGUUAUGUUUUAAAUGACUUCUAUAAUCCUAUAAAAACAUGCAGCUUCUCAAUAAAAGUGAAGAUAUUGCAUGA